Zasmidium cellare ATCC 36951 is the source of this 414-nucleotide messenger RNA. RefSeq lists its product as uncharacterized. The record is from RefSeq and is a predicted model, not a curated record. The transcript has 3 exons. Bases 1 to 414 code for a protein of 137 amino acids. Lineage: Eukaryota; Fungi; Ascomycota; Dothideomycetes; Mycosphaerellales; Mycosphaerellaceae.
AUGACAGCGACAUCAAGCACCAAUGGAGAUGCUGCUGGAGACGAGAAUGAGAAGCCAUUGAGCCUUCUCGAUCUUCCACCGGAGAUUUGGUCAGACAUCGUCAAGAUGGUGGUCGACGAAGAGCCCAAGAUCAAAGAUCUUUGCAGGCUCCAAGGCUCCCAGCGACCCGCGAAUGGUCACCAACCGCGGAUCACACAACUCUUGAAGACCAUUGGCUGGCAGAAUCGUCAACACAUCGGUGGCUUGCGAGUUUCUGACAGUUUUACUCCCGCGCGUGAUAUCGAUUUGUACACGUAUUACUUGCGCCAAGUGUUUGAGUGGGACUUUGGAUUUGUGCUAGAGCAACUCGACGAGCCAUCACAGCUGAGCGUGCACGAAGAUCCUACUUUCAAAGUCAGGUUCCUCUCAAAGUGA